AUGUCUGGUGGUCCUAUCCGUAGAGCAUCACAAGCUUUACAAUUGACUGCUUUAUCUCAUAUUGAAAGCAUUCAAGCUGAUUAUGGAGGAACAGAAAUAAAAAAUGUUCUCGAAUGGUUAGUUAAGAAUACUCGUAAUGAUAUGGCAACCUCUGUUUUCUUAUUAACAGAUGGAAUUGGAUCCAACGUUUCACAUCAUUUAGUAGAGUCAGUUGCUCGAACGGGGAUAGUUAAAUGGAUUGACGACAACAUGCCAACAUCGGUUAUUCCAAUUCCUUGGAAUUCGUCGGAAAAAAAUGAAAUCAAGUUUUGUCAAGCGCCCAAUUCUAUUCCUGCUAUAUAUUUGGCACAAUACUUGGAUGGCCCGAUUAAACUUAAUGUUAAAGAUUGGAAAAAGAAACUUCAAAGCUGCAUGUGGAUUCCAAUAGAAAAAGUUCCUGAUGAUCUUGUUAAAGAACAAAUCAUUAAUUUAGAUCUUCGAUUAGCUAUCGAAAAAGAUCGAAAUCUAUCUUUCGCUAUACUCCAACGAAAUCUUCAGUUAGUCGUAAAAGAGCAAAAAAACACUAAGAUCGAGCUGUCACAAUCAUUUGAUAUAAAAGUACCAACUAUUGAAACAUUAAAUAUGAAAAAUGACGAUUUAGUAUGGACGACGGCUGUAACUACGUCUUAUUUGGAAAUUGUGAUGAAGGAAUUUAAAGAGGAAUGGGAAUUAUAUUAUGAAAAAGCAGAACGCGCAUUAGUUAAAUUAAUCAGUGAAAAGGAUAAAAAUAGCAAAGUUGAGACUAUUUUAUCGGAAACUCGUGAAUGGGAACAAAGGUGGCUUUCGAAAGGGCUUACUACUCCUGAAAAAUUCGUUGUAUGGUGGAACGAUAAGCAUCCAGAUUGUCAAAUCAAAGUUGAUUCUCUUAUGUCAUGGACUUAUCGCGAUCCUUCCGAAUAUAAUAUAAACUGGCACGAAUAUGGAGAUUAG
Molecule: messenger RNA, 969 nt
Organism: Ambispora leptoticha
Lineage: Eukaryota; Fungi; Glomeromycota; Glomeromycetes; Archaeosporales; Ambisporaceae
Source: the annotation of a GenBank genome assembly